UCAGAGCACUCCUUUCUCAUACCCCUCCCCUGCUUCAGACAGAUUUAUAGUCACACUCUGCUCCACUCUAAUGUUGCUUCAGCAUCUCAAAGUCUGAGCAGUCAGGGGUCCACACAGCUGCAGGAUUAUGGCACCAGGACAGAAGGGAAUCUUGGAGCGUCUCGACGCCGGGGAGAUUGUGAUUGGCGAUGGAGGUUUUGUGUUUGCCCUGGAGAAGAGAGGCUACGUGAAGGCCGGUCCUUGGACCCCCGAAGCUGCUGCAGAGUACCCCGAAGCAGUGCGACAGCUGCACAGGGAGUUCCUGAGGGCUGGGGCCAACGUUAUGCAGACCUUCACCUUCUAUGCCAGUGAUGACAAACUGGAGAACAGAGGCAACAAGGUCACCUUCACUGGGGCUCAGAUCAACGAGGCCGCCUGCGAUUUGGCCCGUGAGGUUGCCAAUGAGGGUGAUGCUCUGGUUGCUGGUGGAGUGAGUCAGACUCCAUCCUACCUGAGCUGCAAGAGUGAGACCGAGGUUAAGGCCAUCUUCAAGAAACAGCUGGAUGUGUUCAUGAAGAAGAAUGUGGAUUUCCUGAUUGCUGAGUACUUUGAGCAUGUUGAAGAGGCUGUGUGGGCUGUGGAGAUGCUGAAGGAAACAGGGAAGCCUGUGGCUGCUUCCCUGUGUAUUGGACCAGAGGGAGACAUGCAUGGAGUCCCACCUGGAGAGUGUGCUGUCAGGCUGGUCAAAGCUGGUGCCCAGAUCGUUGGAGUCAACUGCCAUUUUGACCCCAUGACCUGCGUGAAAGCUGUCAAGAUGAUGAAGGAGGGAGUGGAGAAGGCCGGGCUGAAGGCUCACUACAUGGUGCAGCCCCUGGCAUACCACACUCCCGACUGCAGUUGUCAGGGAUUCAUCGACCUGCCAGAAUUCCCCUUCGGCCUGGAGCCCAGGAUCCUGAGCCGCUGGGACAUGCACAAAUACGCCCGAGAGGCCUACAACGCUGGCAUUCGCUUCAUUGGCGGCUGCUGUGGAUUCGAGCCUUAUCACAUCAGAGCUGUGGCAGAGGAGCUGGCCCCCGAGAGAGGCUUCCUCCCAGCUGCAUCAGAGAAACACGGCAACUGGGGUGCUGGUCUGGAGAUGCACACCAAGCCCUGGGUCAGAGCCAGAGCUCGUCGUGACUACUGGGAGAACCUGAGGCCAGCCUCUGGUCGUCCCCUGUGUCCCUCCUUGUCUGUCCCCGAUGGAUGGGGAGUUACCAAGGGCCACACUGAGCUCAUGCAACAGAAAGAGGCCACAACUCAGGACCAACUCAAGCAACUGUUCGACAGGUCAAAGAAACACUGAGUCAAUCCAUCUCCCUCAUAGCUGAGUCAAACAGCUGUGCUCUGUGACGAGACGCAAUGGUGUGCACCAUCUGUACACAGUGCUUCAACCAAACAAACAUAAUGUCAUGGGCCUAAUCUUCAUUUGAGACUGACGCUGUUCUGUGCAUCUGCUGACUGUAAAACUGUAGUUUAUGUGAGGCUCCGGAGGGGUCUGAGGUUAGGAGUCAGCCCAUGUUGAGAAUGGGACCUUUUGUUUUCCAUGGACCAGUUUGUUUAAAAAAUAAGAUCUAAUAAAAUGUGAAUUGGCCACUUGA
Scatophagus argus is the source of this 1616-nucleotide messenger RNA. Its product is annotated as betaine--homocysteine S-methyltransferase 1-like. The record is from RefSeq and is a predicted model, not a curated record. The coding region runs from base 128 to 1321 and encodes 397 amino acids. Gene Ontology annotation, molecular function: zinc ion binding; betaine-homocysteine S-methyltransferase activity. The transcript has 9 exons. NCBI's taxonomy places the organism in Eukaryota, Metazoa, Chordata, Actinopteri, Scatophagidae.